This is a messenger RNA of Oreochromis niloticus (Nile tilapia), 2986 nucleotides long. It is a transcript of the gene strn, whose product is annotated as striatin, calmodulin binding protein. Gene Ontology annotation, cellular component: dendrite. Gene Ontology annotation, molecular function: protein phosphatase 2A binding; armadillo repeat domain binding; calmodulin binding. The record is from RefSeq and is a predicted model, not a curated record. Bases 157 to 2511 code for a protein of 784 amino acids. NCBI's taxonomy places the organism in Eukaryota, Metazoa, Chordata, Actinopteri, Cichliformes, Cichlidae. The transcript has 18 exons.
UGCGUUUGUUCCGGCAGCUCGACGUUUCGCCGCUUUGACAGCUGGCUCCGGUAGGAGUUGUUCGGUUGAUGGACCGCAUUUCCCUGCGGAGGAUAUUUCACUGAAGCGGGAGUCAGCACCGGACUGAAGCCGCCCCGCAUCGCUCACGGUCCGGCCAUGGAUGAGCAGGCGGGCCCCGGUGUCUUCUUCAACACCAGCGGCAGCUCGGGCUUACCCGGCGCGGGGAACGUUAAAGCUCCGCAGCCUGGGGACGGCGGCGCAGAGGCGGCCCGGGCUCAGUACAGCAUCCCGGGGAUUUUACACUUUCUCCAGCAUGAGUGGGCCCGCUUCGAGGUGGAGAGGGCCCAGUGGGAGGUGGAGCGGGCCGAGCUGCAGGCUCAGAUCGCCUUCCUGCAGGGCGAGAGGCGGGGCCAGGAGAACCUGAAGAAGGACUUGGUGAGACGAAUCAAGAUGCUGGAGUACGCUCUGAAGCAGGAGAGGGCCAAAUACCACAAACUGAAAUAUGGCACCGAGCUGAACCAGGGAGAAAUCAAACCUCCGAGUUACGACUCAGACGACGACAACGAGGCUCCGAGUCCUCCGAACAGCAGCCAUCAGCUCAGCUGGAAACAAGGACGCCAGCUGCUCCGACAGUACCUGCAGGAGGUCGGAUACACGGACACCAUCCUGGAUGUGAAGUCUCAGAGGGUGAGGGCGCUGCUCGGUCUUACCGGAGACACGGGAGACAAACCGUCAGAGAAGAAAACCGAGCCCAUGGUCAACGGCACCGAGCCGUCCUCGCUGAAGGACAGCGGUAUGGUCAGUAAGCCCGACGUGUCCGACUCAGCCACCAUGCUGGAGGCCUUCAAGUUCAUCGAGAGCGCCGCUGCAGAGUUCAGCGACGAGGAUGAGGACGAGGACAGCGAGGGGAGGGACAAAACCAUCCUGGACCUGGCUGCGAUGGUGAGAAAGAAACACUCGUCAACGCCGUCUUCCACAACCUCUGACCUCAGCGAUGACCCCGACACGGAGGAGGCACUGAAGGGUUUUGAUUUCCUGGCGAGUCCGGACGAGCUGGACGGAUCGCCUGAGUCGAGGAGCGGGGAGGACAGCGGCGAGUGGGAGAAGGAAGAGCAGUCUCCUCUGGGUGAAAUGGCCUGGGACGUGGACCAGGGACUGAUAGCCCAGCUCAAGGAGCAGUACAGGAAGGAACGCAAGGGCAAGAAGGGGGUGAAGAGACCAAACCGGUCUAAGCUGCAGGACAUGCUGGCUAACCUGCGGGACGCUGAGGACCUCCCCUCCAUGCAGCCGGCUGUGACGCCCCCCUCUCGGUCGAGCGUGCCCAGGCUGAACGAGCAUGAAGUUGGACGCCCCGAUGACGAGGCGAUGACGUUCCUGCCGUCGUCGGGGAAGUCGUUCAUUCUAGGCAGAGUGGACGAGGCGGUUUCUAACGAGCUCGGACUGGGAGAGCUGGCCGGACUCACCGUCGCUAACGAGGCCGAGGGCCUGAUGUAUGACAUUGCCAACAACAAAGAUGCUCUGAGGAAGACGUGGAACCCGAAGUUUACCCUGCGGAGCCACUUUGACUCGGUGCGCAGUCUGGCCUUCCACCCGGUGGAGCCGGUUCUAGUCACCGCCUCCGAGGAUCACACCCUCAAACUGUGGAACCUCCAGAAGACGGCGCCCGCCAAGAAGUGUGCGGCGUUGGAUGUGGAGCCCAUCUACACAUUCAGAGCCCACAGCGGUGCUGUGCUGUGCGUCACCAUGAGCUCGAGCGGCGAGCAGUGCUUCAGCGGGGGCGUAGACGGCACCAUUCAGAGCUGGAACACCCCCAACCCCAACAUCGACCCCUACGACUCGUAUGAGCCGUCCGUCCUGCGGGGGGCGCUGUGCGGUCACACGGACGCGGUGUGGGGUCUGGUCUACAGCUCGGCUCACCGCCGCCUCCUCUCCUGCUCGGCCGAUGGGACGGUGCGGCUGUGGAACGCCGCCGACACCUCGCCGUCUCUCGCCGUUUUCAACGAGCAAGGAGUGCUCGGAGUCCCGACCUCGGUCGACCUGGUGAGCAGCGAGCCGGCUCACAUGGUGACGUCCUUCGCCACCGGACACAUCGGACUCUUCAACAUGGAGACGCAGCAGCUCGUCCUGAUACUGCAGUCGGCCGGUCCUCCAGAAGCUCGUUGCAAGAUCAACAAAGUGCUGAGCCAUCCCACGCUGCCAAUCAGCAUCACCGCUCAGGAGGACCGCCACAUCCAGUUCUUCGAUAACAACACAGGUAAGCUGAUCCACUCCAUGGUCGCCCACCUGGACGCUGUCACGAGUCUCGCUGUAGAUCCAAACGGCCUUUACCUCAUGUCAGGAAGUCACGACUGCUCGAUCCGUCUGUGGAACAUGGAGAGUAAAACCUGCAUCCAGGAGUUCACCGCACACCGUAAGAAGUUCGAGGAGUCCAUCCACGAUGUGGCGUUCCAUCCCACCAAGUGCUACAUCGGCAGCGCCGGGGCCGACGCGCUCGCCAAAGUCUUCGUAUGACCUGAAUGUGGUCAGCUGAUCGCCCCGACACUCUCAGUGGGGUUCUUAUUUUUGGACAGAUGGAGGUUGCUUCCUCUGCAGAAGGUGACCCCACCUCAAUACCCCCCACGCCCCCCUUUAAGAUUCUUCUCGUGUUAAGCCCCGCCCCCUGCUGGACUCGGGCUGGCCCGGAUCCACAAAACAAACCGACCUCUGAGUGAGGGGAAGAAGUUCACGCAGGAGGCCGCCGCGUGCGUUCUCCCUCGAACAGCUCCGGGCUCGCCGCAGACGUCCGUCUCAUCGUAACGUGCCUUCUUUCUGUCGGACGCUCGGAAGAAACCCGAGACGCCGGAGCUGGAGAGGAGUCGGGACGGGGAGGUCAUGGCAGCCAAAUUUAACCUUCAGACGACCUCUGUUUGUCAGUCUGUCCAUCCUGAGUUGAGCGGGCUGCGAGGACAGUUCUGGAUCUGUGCUCCACCUGAGCCACGCCCACACA